Messenger RNA from Seriola dumerili (greater amberjack), 1617 nucleotides. RefSeq names its product excitatory amino acid transporter 3-like. The record is from RefSeq and is a predicted model, not a curated record. Gene Ontology annotation, molecular function: L-cysteine transmembrane transporter activity; glutamate:sodium symporter activity; L-glutamate transmembrane transporter activity. Bases 1 to 1413 code for a protein of 470 amino acids. The transcript is spliced from 13 exons. Gene Ontology annotation, biological process: L-glutamate transmembrane transport. Gene Ontology annotation, cellular component: plasma membrane. Lineage: Eukaryota; Metazoa; Chordata; Actinopteri; Carangiformes; Carangidae.
AUGCACAACAAGGCUGGAUUUAUCCAAAGGUGGAAUGUCCUAACUAUUUCAAGCCUGGUCGCCGUUUUCCUCGGUGUUGGCCUGGGCAUGAUUCUGAAGACCUACAUGCAUCUGUCAGCCCCUGAAAAAGUCUACAUUGGCUUUCCCGGAGAGAUGCUCAUACGCCUGCUUCAGCUGGUUACCGUUCCUCUUAUUGUGUCAAGUGUGAUAACAGGAAUUUGUAGUCUGAGUGGCACCUCCAGAAAAAUCACCAUACGUGCACUAGUAUACUUUGUCAUGAGCACUCUUCUGUCUGUGACUAUCGGAUUAAUAUUGGUAAUAAUGAUGAAGCCCGGGGUCAGCAAAAAUGCUGGAAAAGAGACAGAUGAUGAUGAUGAAAUCUUCUCCACCACUGAUGCCAUAUUGGAUCUAGUAAGAAACAUGGUGCCACAAAAUCUUCUUCUGGCUAGCUUUCAACAGUACAAGACUGUGAAGGUGGAGUUUGAAGUUGAAGAAGCUGAUCACAGUUCCACCCUGGAUGACUUUCUCAUCUUGUUUCAGAACGCCACAGAAGUGCGUCUGGUGAGCAAGCAUAUUGAUGGAAGCAAUACUGUUGGCCUGAUUGUGUGCUCUAUUGUUUUUGGACUGGCCCUCAAAAGGAUGGGAGAAGAAGGGAAACUCCUUGUGGAUAUCCUUAACACCUUCAAAGAAGCCACCAAGCGUGUGGUUAGAAUGAUAAUAGGCUUCAUGCCAAUCGGAGUGAUGUUCAUGACUGCAAGCUAUGUCGUUGAAGUGUCGGACAACUGGGAGACUGUCUUCAAACUCGGGAUGUUUGUGGCAGUGGUCAUUAGUGGGCUGGCUAUCCAUGCAAUAGUAGUUCUACCACUGGUCUACCUUCUGUUCGUGAGACGUAGUCCCUUCGUUUUCAUUCAAGGGAUUUUUCCUGCCUUACUGAGGACCAUGCUCAUCUCGCGCAGCAAUGCAGUCUCACUGACUUUCCGAUGUUUGGAGCAAGUACUCAUGAUUGACAAAAGAAUCACUCGCUUCAUGCUGCCUAUUGGGAUCAAUAUUAACAUGGAUGGAACAGCCCUUUAUGAAGUGGUCGCAGCAGUUUUCAUCGCCCAGCUGAACCACAUUGAAUUGAACUGGAGCCAGCUGUUUACUCUGGGUGUGACAGUAGCAGCGUCCAGCGUGGGAGAAGCAGGGAUCCCAGCGACAGGAACAGUCACCACUCUCUUCAUUUUGACAGUCAAUGGGAUUCCUGUAAGGGACGCUUCCCUUUUGAUGGUUAUAGAAUGGCUGCUAGAUCGCUGCAAUGCUGCUGUCAAUGUCAUGGGAGACUGUAUUGGCGUGGCACUUGUUGAUCAUCUGUCAAAAAAGGAACUGGAAGAAAUGGAUGACCUAGAAGAGGAGACGAGAAGCUGGACACCAUAGUUUCUCUGAUAGUGAGGACCUCCAGGUCCAGAUCCAUCCCAGCAGUAGCUUGGUCCCUGGACACUGCAAAAAGCCAACGGCUCCAAGACAGCAGCAGUAGAUGGGGCAUGUGUAACCUGUAACCUCAACUCAUCCAAAACAGGGUCCGAGUAUCAACAGCAUGAACACAGCUGACUUUGGAAACAAUCCUCCAGUGCCAAAUAU